Molecule: messenger RNA, 1701 nt
Organism: Ostertagia ostertagi
Lineage: Eukaryota; Metazoa; Nematoda; Chromadorea; Rhabditida; Trichostrongylidae
Source: the annotation of a GenBank genome assembly
AUGCGUAACGGUUCAGGAUUGUUCUGGCAAAUCGCCAAGAACCUUGGGCAUCCCAGUCAGGCUGCCCCGUCUUCAUGCAGAGAUGCGCAGAACGGUCAUGCGUCAGAAGAUCAAGAGAUGAGCGUCGAUUCGCCUGGCCUGCGAAUUGUCGACGAAGGAGCUGGACCGAGCGACACCAACAGUACGGAUGUCACUGCAACGACCUCCACCGAGGUAGUGCAUCCUGCACGAAAAAACGGCUUCAUUUGUAGUCAGGCCACAUUCGCUGAUGAACUCGAGGCGCUACGUAAGAUUUCAUGGGCGUCAACGUCGUCGUCAACAAGAUCAGCUGAGGAAAUUCUCCGAAAACAUUCAAUGGAUCCGGAUGAGUAUCUUCGCAAAGCAUCAUGCAUAUCGGACUGUUACUACGAUCUUCCGAUCGAUACGAGGCCUAAAAUGAGCGAUGCCGUUCCGCACAUCAACAUUGGUCGAGAAUAUCAGGCUCGCGUACGAAAAUGGAACGAUCGAAAGAUUCAUGAGUCAGAGCUCGAAGCUAUUGAGGAUCGUGACGAGAUGGUGUUUUCACCGGACGUGCUGCGAGAUAUCGAAAAAGACCAGAUUGAAGCGUUCGAGCUGUUGGCAUGCAGCCAAGCAAUACCGAGACCUGGCAAAAAUAAGGAAUUAGCGUUGCACUUGCUGAUGGAGAAUAAGGGCAAUAUUGAAGCAGCUGUUGCGGAUUUGUUGCGCUCUGAUACCUUGGACUGGGAACAGUAUCAGGUGAUCUACGGCUCAAAUUAUGUGGACUCGGCCGGCUGGACCCCUGAGGAAGUGAAUGCGUUCCAAGAUGCCAUCUACAAAACCGAAAAAGAUUUUCAUCAAGUUGCGCAAGAGUUGCCGAGCAAGACGGUUCGAGAAUGCGUCGAAUUUUACUACACCUGGAAGAAGGCCUGCCCUGACGAUUACCGUAAACUGAGAAAUCCUCCGACGAAAACGGCAAUUGCUGGAAUUAAAUCUGCAACAGAUGGACGAGGGUACGCCCGCCAAGUUGGCUCCCGUCGACGAAAAUGUGUCAUCCGAUGCCGAAUCCGACACGACUGCUCCGUCCUACUGCGGCCAGGACAUCUUCGAGAUGAGAGGGCGAACUGGCAGUUUGUGACCUUUCCCAGACGAAUGUUGCUAUGUCACCGCUUCGUGGAUGUACCAUCACUGCCAUCCUCGUCAUCAAUUUCGCAGUCAUUGUUAGGCCUUCGACCAUCACCGCCCCUGAAGGACCUUUCUGGAUUGCAACGAAACUAUCAACCGUCGGCGCCUCGCUCCCAACCGUCAUCCGGCAGCAAGAAAGGCGCGCAGCCGAGUGCCGACGGUUUCUUCCAUUGUCGGUUGUGCGAUAAAUGCUUUGAGAAGGUCAAGUCACUCAACGCUCACAUGAAAUCUCACGCAAUGAAAGCUCGAGCCGAAGCCGAAGCGAAGGCACAAGUUGAUGCUCAGUUGGCAGCGCAGUCCAAUGCGCUCCAGAACGGACAUCUCAACCUUGCUGGGUUGUCACCUUCACUGCAGGGCGUCACUCAGUCAUUGCCCACUGUCUCAAGCCAUCCAGCCAGUGGACUUAACUUCCAGCACGGACUUUCUCACAGCUUACUGUCAUCGCAGGGUAUUGGAUUGCCGCACCCACGAGCGCAGCAUCCAUUGCUGUCACAAGUUCAUUCCGCCAUCAUACACUAG